CUGAAGUGAUGUAGACCAGGCCAGAGUAGCAGAGGGCAGAAUAGAAACCCUCUCCAAUUCCACUUUAUAUUUGUUUAAAUACUUAUACUUAGAGGGGAAACUGUCAACCAAUCCAAAGUAAAGGACCAAAGAAAAAUUAUGUAUGCUUUUGUGAGGUUCUUGGAAGACGAUAUGUGCUACGCUUUACCUGCUUCAAAUGUGAAAGAUUUUAGACCUCUGCACAAAACAGAUUUUGAUAAUCAGGUGUAUCUGGUUCUCAGAACAGAAGAGAAUGGUGCAGGCCAGCCGGGCAAAGCACAGAUUCUUGCCCUUGCAGAUAACAUUGAUGAGUUUGAACACAAUAUAAUGCAAAAGAAGAUGAAAAUUCCUAAGAUGUCGACAAGGAAUAUGGGAAUUUCAGUUGAGAACCACUUUGGGGAGGAACGACUGCCAUUGAGGCAUAAAAAGGCCCAGACACAGGACCAUGGGCGUCCCACAGCCAACUCCUCGAAGAGCCUGGCAGCGGUGGUGGCCCGCCUGGAGAGAAACGCUGUGAGUUCCUGCAUAGAGGGAGAUGAUGACCUGGAGGAGGACAGGCUGGCUGAGUUGGAAGAGGAGGAGGGGGACUCUGGACCUGAGAAGGCGGUGGUACCGCGGGUUCUGUAUGAGGAGCUGGUCCACAGCUACAGGCAGCAGGAGGAGGAGGUGAGGAGGCUACAGCAGGAGCUGGAGAGAACCCGCAGGCAGCUGGUCCAGCAGGCCAAGAAGCUGAAGGAGUAUGGCAGCCUGCUGACAGAGGUGAAGGAGCUGCGUGACUUCAACAGGAGGCUGCAGGACGUACUCCUCAUGAGGCUCGGCAGCGGUGAGAGUCACACACUCUCCAGUCACCUCUCACUGCAGCCUGCUUUGCACAUCUGUUCAGAGGGAGAGAAACCAAAAACCUACAGUCAUCUCAUGGGUCUCCCAGUUGAGGCCGGCACGGAGCCUAUGCAUGACAAUGGCACUCAGACAAUCAAAGCGGAGGUGGUGGAGCCCGUCGUUGAGCCACAGGAAGUGUGCAGAGAAGAGGCCAAUACCAGCUCCAGCCACUCACCCUCCCCUAGAACAGUCUACACUUGUAAUGAUGGCAAGGUGCACCUGGGCGGGGGCAUCUGGGUGCAGGAAGAGAAGUGGCACCAGCUACAGCGGACACAGGGAGACUCCAAGUUUACCAAAAACCUGGCCGUCAUGAUCUGGGGCACUGAGACCCUCAAGAACAGAAGUGUCACUGGCGUGGCCACCAAAAAGAAGAAAGAUGCCCUUCCCAAGCCCCCGCUCUCCCCAAGCAAGCUGAAAAUAGUCAGAGAGUGUCUGUAUGACAGAGUGUCUCAAGAAACAGCAGACAGCACAGAGAUCACACAAAGAUUGUCCAAAGUGAACAAAUACAUUUGUGAAAAAAUUAUGGAUAUCAACAAAUCCAUCAAGAACGAGGAAAGGCGGGAAUCGAAGCUGCUCAUUAGACAAACUGUCAAGAACGAGAAUUUUACCUAUGAUGGCAUGUAGUGUCAUAAAGUUGUCACCAUACUGUACCUCUCAUUUUCUGGUGAGUAGGAUCAUGUGUGCCAGCACUAGAGGUUUUAGUGAGGGCCCAAGGCCCUAAACAAUCCAUCAGCUGUAACAGCUUUACCUACCAGUCAAUGCCAUGAGUGGUUGAGUGCUUUGGUGUGAGUCAUAUGAACGGGUGUGAGUAUUUUUACAAGCUUUAAGUAGGACUUUCUUGAACUGCACUGUUGGUUAAGGGCUUGUAAGUAAGCAUUUCACGGUAAGGUCUACAUGUUGUAUUCGGCGCAUGUGACCAAAUUUGAUUUGGCUGGGUGGACCUGGGUUUUUAGAGAUGUUUUUGUGUGGAGAGAUUCUUAAAGCAAUCUGGUUGUUAGAGAAUGCAGUCGCGCUCAAACCAAAUGUUCUGUGUCAGAACAUGACAUUGAGUACUAAUAUUCUCAAUGAUUUCCCUUGAAAAAUAAGUAUUCUGGUUGUAAGAAGAUAUUUUGGAAUCAUGUUCGUGUGUGUGGUGGAAAGGUUAGCCAUGACGAAGGCCUUAGUGUUGAGGUCUCUGUGUGUGCUAUUGUUACUUAAUGUGUUUUGGGGAGGAUGUAAAGAUGCACUUUUACAACAAGGUCUUAAUUGAUCGAGGCCACAUUGCACAGAUAUUCUGUUGCCCUAGAGAUUAUUGCUGUGUAUCUUCCAUGGAAAUAUGGAUUUCCAUAGUAUAGAGCACCAAUGAACAUUAAGAGUUUGGUUCAGAGGUUUAUCAUUGUUUCAGUGCGGUGCUUGUCCACGUUAGACUGGCAACGGUCUUGAGAAGAUACAAUAUGUUAUUUUCUGGAUACUUGGUUUACAGUAUUUAUCUAUCCUACUUGAGAGAUCCAAUUUAAGAAUGGGAAAUGUCAGAAUAAUAGUAGAGAUUUAUUUCAGCUUUUAUUUCUUUCAUCACAUUCCCAGUGGGUCAGAAGUUUACAAACUCAAUUAGUAU
Molecule: messenger RNA, 2491 nt
Organism: Oncorhynchus tshawytscha (Chinook salmon)
Lineage: Eukaryota; Metazoa; Chordata; Actinopteri; Salmoniformes; Salmonidae
Product: BEN domain-containing protein 5
Exons: 7
Coding region: 139-1521 (460 amino acids)
Biological process (GO): negative regulation of DNA-templated transcription
Molecular function (GO): DNA binding
Source: RefSeq, a predicted model, not a curated record